ACAAGUGCGCAUGACAAGACGCCUGCGCGGCUCAACGGUCAGGAGGUCAGGGUCAAGGCAGUGCGUUUGAAAGCAAACUGUCACAAGCUCACCUACACUCCCAGCAGCAACAUGUGGUGCUGUGCAGCAGGCCUUGUGUACCUGCUCACUGUAGCUUCCCUUUGCCAUGGCGGCCCCAUUGCCGGAGAAGGCGGCCACCGCACCAAGCGAGAAGCUGGACAACCGACUCUGGCUGACAGACUCAACUGCUCACAGGGGGAUCGAGUCAACACCACCCAGCGACUGGCUGACAUGAGGGCAGCGAUGAGACAACUCGACAUCGACGCCUUCAUCAUCUUGUCUGAUGACGCCCACGGGAGCGAGUACCCGUCAGAAAGAGACGAGAGACGAGGCUUUAUAUCAGGUUUCACUGGAUCCGCAGGUCAAGCAGUAGUCACUCUCCACCAGGCGGCGCUCUGGACCGACGGCCGCUACUUCCUGGAGGCUGAGGGGGCGCUGGACUGCAACUGGAUCUUCAUGCGCUCAGGCGACGCCAAUGUUCCCUCCAUUUCCCAGUGGGUCAUCAGUGAGCUUGCGAACACCAGUGGUGUUGUAGGAGCAGACCCCUUUCUUGUCAGCAACAGUCAGUGGCAAUCAUUUGAAAAGGCGUUUGUUCAAGCCAACAUCACCUUUAAACAAGUGUUUAAAAACCCAGUGGACACAGCCUGGGGUGGGUAUCAGCCAGCGCCCCCUAUGAGCAACAUAACCGCCCUACCCAUGGAAUUCGCAGGAAAAACAUGGCAAGACAAAAUUACUGAGCUUCGUCAGAGCAUGACAGCGAAGAACGCGGAUGUGUUUGUUGUGACCAGCCUGGAUGAAACAGCAUGGCUUUUCAAUCUUCGGGGCGGCGACAUCAGCUACAACCCCGUCUUCCUGUCCUACGCCAUCGUUGAAAAAACUUCAGUAAGGCUAUAUCUGUUGAACAAAAAUGAAAGGUUGACUCAGAAUGCUACCGAUCCCGUGACAAGUAUAAAACUGAAAGAGCAUCUGAACACAGGGGACACUGGUUCUUGUACGGGGAGUUCUGCAUCUUGUGUGGAGGUUGUAGACUAUAACGAAACAGCCAUAGUGGAGGAUGUAAAAGCACUCGCCACGGCGGGCAAAAAGAUUUGGGUGACCUUCGUCUGCAACUAUGCCAUCUUCAGUGCUAUUCCCGAGGCCUCACGAAUACAGGACAGGUCCAGCAUCGCGCUGGCCAAAGCCAUGAAGAAUCAAGUGGAGCGGGAGGGGAUGGAGAGAUGCUAUAUUAGAGACUCUUUGAUCCUCAUUAAAUUCCUGGCAUUCCUAGAGAAAGAGAUAAAGAAUGGGCAUUACUGGACGGAGGUGUCUGCAGCGGAACGACUGAAAGAAAUGAGGCUGCAGGGUCAGUACAACCGGGGUCUGAGCUUCGAGAGUAUCUCGGGAUCCGGACCCAACGGGGCGGUCAUCCACUACAGACCCCUGAACGCAACUAACCGUCAGAUAACGACUACUGAGAUGUACCUGCUGGACUCGGGUGGCCAGUACCUGGAUGGAACUACUGACGUCACGAGGACCAUGCACUUCGGAACACCCUCGUCACACGAGAAGGAAUGUUACACCCGAGUUCUGAUGGGAGCAAUCGACCUGGCUAACCUGGUGUGGCCACAGGGGCUCUAUGGCCGGGAGAUCGACAUGGCAGCACGCGCACCCCUGUGGCAAGUUGGUCUGGAGUACAACCACGGCACCGGCCAUGGAAUAGGCGCCUAUCUUAGUGUUCAUGAAGGUCCAGGCCGCAUAUCCCUGACCCACAGCGCCAAUCCAAGCGAGGAAACUGUGCACGAGUACAUGUUUUUUUCUGAUGAACCAGGCUAUUACGAGAACGGAAAGUUUGGAAUUCGUCUCGAGACUAUUGUUAUGGUUGAACCCACCAGCAUCAAGGCCCCUUCAAACAAGACCUUUUACCGUUUCAAGCCUAUGACCCUGGUGCCCUUUGAACCCAACCUUAUUGACACAGAGCUGCUCACCAAAAGUCAGAUCACGUGGUUGAAUAAGUACCACGAGUUGGUCUGGAACACGAUGAAAGACAACCUGACCAGCGAAGAAGAACGGAGUUGGCUCUGGUCACGCGCUCAACCCAUCGGUGAAGACACCAACUCUACAACCCCGGCUGCCACUACGGUGGGCAGCUCACCAACUGGGUCAACCCCGGCAACCACUACGGUGGGCAACUCACCAACUGGGUCAAGUCCGUUGGUCACACCCAUCACAUCGGCAACCGUUUUCUUAGUCGCUGCUGUGACUUCUUUAUAUCUUUGAUUAACCACAUUCUAAUGAUAUAGAUUCUCUGUCAUUGUCUUUUUUUAUGCCCCACGAUUGUAUGAUGUAGGUAGAUAUAAAUAUAGACAGAAAUAUAAAUAGAUAUAAAUAUAGACAGAAAUAUAGAUAGAUCGUGUAGAGGGCGAGAAGUUGAAGUGGAAAGGAGGGGAGGAGUCAGUGGAUUACAGUUUCAGUAAUCACUCAUUUAAUUGUAACAAACUGUAAGAUGUGGCUCAAUUAAAAGCAAUCCCUGGUCGAGGCUGUUGAGUAGAGGGGUUAAGAGGUGAUUGAAAGAAAAAUAUUCUUCUUACAAAAGGGCGCAAUCCAAGGAGAAUAGAAUUAUCUCUCAAUUGCCAGAGGCCUCAAGACAAACAAAAAAUUGCUGUCCAGUAUUCUUCCUUGAAAUUUCGCCUCUCGCUUUCCUCUUCUCAUCAAUGUAUUCCUUCUCAUCCGGAAUUUCAGUUACUCUAGAACGCAUCGUCUUCUAUGAAAAGACUACCAGAGACAAAAAUUAUACCAGACUAGAUAAGCAUGCAUGUAGCAUAUUAUCAAAUCCUUUUCUCGUCAAGAUAACUUUUUCUUACAAAAUAUUCGGAACUCUUGUUGCCACUGAUAAUUUGUUAUGAUGAGAAUAGAAAUAGCUUACAUUUAAAAUUUAUAGCUGUCGCUGAAAUGAGAGAAAAAAGUUUUCUUGAGGAUGUCUUGCUAUAAAUGUUUAUCUUUUACAAAUAAAUCGACAGAAAUUCAGAGCUUUUCUAGGCUCAACAAAUGGGCUGUAUGGACUAUAUGGACUAUUCACAAUGUCCAAUGCCUCCUUAAGGUAACAACUGUAGGCUUGCAAGACAUUGCCAUGAAGAGUAUAGGUCCAGAAUUCAUGGUCCUACAGAGGCCCAUGAGGUUUUGCUGUCAGAGACCCAGAAUGAAUGGUCAACUAGACACCGCCAUACAAUGUCCACACAAGCUCCUUAUUUUGAAAUUGAGCUUCACAGCAAACACAUCCGAAAUUGUUCUGUAGAAUGUUUAUAUCUGAAAAAUGGUUCUCCCAAAUCACGGAGAACCUUGGGUGUGAGUACAUUUCCCUCUCAUGAUAUAAAUGUUUCUGUUCUGAUGGACGUCAUGUGCCCUGCAGCACUAAAAAUAUCACCACACAUGAAAGUAAUUAUUGGUGUCUGAUAAGUUAAUACAUUUAACUUAAUAACUUACAAAUAAUGUAGAUUAAUGACGACACCCCAACCUGAUGGUACAGACAUAACCAGCCUGUGCUCAAGCAGAGACAUUAAGAUGAGAGGAGGGAAAUAAGGAAUUGGUUAUUCGCAAGCAAAUGCAAGGUUUUGUUUUUUUUAAAUUCUCGUGUUCUUUAACACGAACUUUUCUGCCAUGUCGUAUUACAAAUAAAUUUAUAAUCAAUAUAAUAA
Pomacea canaliculata is the source of this 3731-nucleotide messenger RNA. Its product is annotated as xaa-Pro aminopeptidase ApepP-like. The record is from RefSeq and is a predicted model, not a curated record. NCBI's taxonomy places the organism in Eukaryota, Metazoa, Mollusca, Gastropoda, Architaenioglossa, Ampullariidae. The coding region runs from base 112 to 2316 and encodes 734 amino acids. Gene Ontology annotation, molecular function: metalloaminopeptidase activity. The transcript has 22 exons.